AUGCCAUCAAUAACAGCGCUCCAUCCUCGAUCCGUGAUCAAGUCGCGGAUCGAGGAUGGAGCGGAUAACGAAUCUAAUGCCGUGAAAUACUACCUCAAUGAGAUAGUCGAUUUUGACACAGCGGCAGCGUUUCACAAACGCCCAUCGAACGAGGUCGUUCAACGUGAGCUGAGAUCAGCGAUCUUGCUGGCAGAUAAAACCGUAACUAUUGGAUUGACGGCUACCCAGGCUAAGAAAAUCACUACAGACCCAGAGGUCUGUCGUCUUCGAAGAGUCUGUCGCGCAUUGACUGCGGAAAUUCGCAGCCAGGGCUAUAAACGUGUGAAGGAUGCCGCAGACACCGAGAUUGGUGAGCGGAAGAAACGUGCAGAUGCCAGGCUCAACAGUACACUUACGAGGCUCCGAGAGGAGGAGAGGAGAGGAAUCGCCGAAGGCACUUCAGGAAGACAGACACGGCUAUUUUCAACCAACAGUACGAGCUCGGUCGGACCUCUCCUGAGGCUAAACUACAGCCUCAUGUGGCCCGGACCUACCAAAUCCUCGAGCGCAAGGAGCUCGUUGAUCUGCUCUGCUAUUCAACUCCUAGCAAAACAGACGAAGAAGCUCAUCUUCGACGAUUGA
Messenger RNA from Aspergillus luchuensis, 621 nucleotides. RefSeq lists its product as uncharacterized. Bases 1 to 621 code for a protein of 206 amino acids. The record is from RefSeq and is a predicted model, not a curated record. The transcript is spliced from 2 exons. NCBI's taxonomy places the organism in Eukaryota, Fungi, Ascomycota, Eurotiomycetes, Eurotiales, Aspergillaceae.